Molecule: messenger RNA, 2485 nt
Organism: Leguminivora glycinivorella
Lineage: Eukaryota; Metazoa; Arthropoda; Insecta; Lepidoptera; Tortricidae
Gene: Tsr1
Product: pre-rRNA-processing protein TSR1 homolog
Biological process (GO): maturation of SSU-rRNA from tricistronic rRNA transcript (SSU-rRNA, 5.8S rRNA, LSU-rRNA); ribosome biogenesis; endonucleolytic cleavage of tricistronic rRNA transcript (SSU-rRNA, 5.8S rRNA, LSU-rRNA)
Cellular component (GO): nucleus; preribosome, small subunit precursor
Molecular function (GO): GTP binding; U3 snoRNA binding; GTPase activity
Source: RefSeq, a predicted model, not a curated record
AUGUCAAUCGUGAUGUCAAUUUCCUGAACUCCGCAAGUUUCGCCAUGUGCUGUUAUUAGUAAAUAAUUGUAAUAUCUGAAGAUUACUGCUGAAAUAACGGCAAAAAUGCAACAAGCGCAUCGUUCAGGAACUCUGAAGCAGAGUAACAAGGUUCACAAGUCUCGCCACCGCUCAAAGCGUGGAAUUGCCGCUGCUGUUAAAGGCAAAGUAAAUGCGAAGGAAUUCGUGCGCCGUAACCGUCAUAUCCUUAAAAAGGAUGAGCGUCGUCACCAAGCCCUUCAGCUACGUAGAAACAAGCGCGAAGAAGUGUUGUCCAGAAAGCGUGCCUUGGGAGGUACUAGGAACCCCCCAUUUUUGGUGUGCGUUGUUCCUUUGAAUGCUCAACUUGACGUUCAAUCAGCGCUUGCGAUAUUGAGGACGUGUUCUGAAGGAGCUGUGGUCUCACAGUCUGAAAAUGGCAUCCUGCAUAUUGGCUUGCCAAAUUUCAAGCAGCGCUUCUCCUUUAUAUGCCCAGAAACUGACAAUGAGUUUGCCCUCCUUGAUACUCUUAAAGUAGCAGACACAGUUCUGUAUGUCAGCUCGGCUUUAGACAAACCUGUGGAUGAGUGGGGUGAGAAAGUUCUAGCCCUCUCCAUGGCACAAGGCAUGCCCACCCCUGUGGUAGUAGCCAUGGAUAUCGAAGGAGUUAAUCCAAAGAAACGCACAACAGAAAAACAAAAUGUGCAAAAGUUAAUAUCCAAAUGGUUGCCAGAAGAAAAAGUUAUGCAGUUAGAUAAAAGUUCGGAUGGUUUGAAUGUGUUACGUAGGAUUGGUAACCAGAAACGUAACAUAUUGCAUCACAGAGAGAAGAGACCGUACAUGCUUGCUGAGUUUUAUGAAUAUGUGCCAGAUGCAGAGGGUGACAGUGGUACUUUGAGAGUCAGCGGGUAUUAAGGAAUGCCCUUGGAUGUGAAUGGUUUAGUUCAUGUUACUGGCUUGGGAGACUUUCAAAUGUCAAGAAUAGAUGGACAUGACGAUCCUCACCCUCUUAUUUUGGGCAAAGAAAAUGCCAAACCUGACUCAAUGGAUGCAGAAGUGGUGAAGGUAUCGGUGUUGCAAGUGGCUGAUCCAGCCAAACAGGAGAGCCUGGACUCUGAGAAUGUGCCAGACCCCAUGGAUGCUGAGCAGACCUGGCCUACCGAGGAGGAGAUAGCACAAGCUAACGCAGAAACAAAAACAAAGAAAGUGAAAAAAGUUCCCAAGGGCUGGUCGAGCUACCAGGCGGCGUGGAUCGUGGAGUCCGAUGCGGAGGGCGAGGGCUCCGACGAGGAUGAUGGCAGCGAGGAAGAAGACGAGGACGAGGAAUUCAUGUCGUGUGAAGAGUCUAGCUCGGAGAAGGAAGAAGACGCAGAUAACGACUUCGAGUCUGUCACCGAGUCUGAGAUGGGACCUACUGAUGACAGAUACGACGCCACAAUAGACGCUGAGGAGGAGCAUGAGCUGCUGAAAAGACUAGCUGCCGCCAGACAGGACGCGCAGUUCCCGGAUGAAGUCGACACGCCUCAACACGUACCGGCUCGUGAGCGCUUCCUGCGCUACCGCGGACUAGAGUCCUUCAGAUCAUCUCCAUGGGACCCGAAAGAGAACUUGCCGUCGGACUACGCUCGCAUCUUCCAGUUUGAGAACUACGACCGCACGCGUCGCCGCCUCUAUAAGGAGAAGGAGGACAGCCUCGUCAACACGUACGGAAUCUACGCAACCAUCCACAUAUCAAACGUUCGCCAGGACCUGUGGAAUUCCUUCCACUCAGCUAACAAAAACGCACCACUCUCAGUCUUCGGACUUCUACCACAUGAACACAAGAUGUCGCUCAUGAAUGUGGUACUGAAGAGAACUGGCGCCAGCGAAGACCCUAUCAAGAGCAAGGAGCGACUGAUCUUCCAAGUGGGAUAUAGGAGGUUCAUAGUUAACCCGAUAUUCAGUCAGCAUACCAAUGGCAGUAAACACAAGUAUGAAAGAUUCUUCCAACCGGGCUCAACUUGCGUUGCCACAUUCUACGCGCCCAUACAGUUCAGCCCGUCUUCAGUGCUCUGUUUCAAGGAAAAAAGGAAUACAAAGCUGCAGCUAGUUGCUUCAGGGGUACUGCUGUCCUGCAACCCUGACAGACUGACUGUCAAGAGAAUUGUACUGUCCGGUCAUCCUUACAAGGUGAACAAACGAUCGGCGGUGAUCAGGUUCAUGUUCUUCAAUAGAGAGGACGUGAUAUAUUUCAAGCCGUGUAAGCUACGUACGAAGUACGGGCGCACUGGACACAUUAAGGAACCUCUAGGUACCCACGGACACAUGAAAUGCGUGUUCGACGGCCAGCUCAAAUCACAGGACACGGUGCUGCUUCACCUCUACAAGCGGAUGUUCCCCAAAUGGAACUACGAGGAUUGCAUCGUCACGGAUAGGGACACAGCCACUGAUGCCAUGGAAGGAUAGACAAAUAAAUGUAGAAAUCAAA